AUGGCGGACGGUGGGGCUGACUCUGCAGCUCCACCAUCGGAAAACGGCGGAGAAUAUCUACUGUCGCUUUUGCACAGAAGACCUUACCAGCAGAACAACAACCCUUUGACCAGACCAGCCGGUCCCCAGCAUCAGUCGUUCGCUCUCGAUCCGGCCAUUGCAGCCGUUGGCCCCACCGUGAAUGCCUUUCCUCCGUCGAAUUGGCCCUCUAAUGGUCGUGACCGACCCGGUACGCAUACUUCUCCUUGGCAGCUCGCCUUUUCGCCUCCUAAUCUCUCGCCCAAUUUGUUAGGGUUUCCUCAAUUUCCGGUUAACCCGUUUCCUGCGAACCAAUUCGACUGUAAUCAGAGAGUAUCAUCAGAUGAUGCUUAUAGAUUAGGGUUUACUGGAACCGGAAACCACGCAAUUCAGUCGAUGGUACAGCACCAGCCGCAGCAGCCGCCGCCGCAGCCGCAGCAAAAGCUUAUUUUUGGUUCUUUCACUGGAGAUGCUUCUCAAAGCCUCGAUGGGUUACUCAACGAGAAAUUGAAGUUGGAUUCUAAUCUUAGUUCUGCCAAGCAUCAUAUGAGGAAUCCCCAAUCCGUUGUCCCGAAUUCAAACACGGAUCCAAGCUUAUCUCAUCUUCGGAAUCAAGCUUUCCAUGAACACAAAGAAGGUCACAGCGGAAGAGGAAACUGGGGACCCAUUGGGAGUAACGGCAAGGGUUCUAAAUCUAACCCUCCUCCUCCUGGAUUCUCAAGCAACCAACGAGGUUGGGAUAGUGAUUUGGGAAGUAAGGGUGAUGAUAGAGGUAUGAGCAGUUUCCAGAGAAAUCAGGGAGAGCUUUCUAAUUUAUGGGAUAAGAAUGUUCAUUUACCUGCUGAGGUUGAUAGAUUAAGGAGGUUACCUGAGAGCAGUUUCAACCUUAGCCGACAGAUUGAUCAUCCUGGACCACCUAUGGGUACAAAUCUACAUUCGGUCUCAGCAGCUGAUGCUGAGGAUUCCUUUUCUACGUUGAAUAGGGAAGCUCGUGGUGGAGGUGGCUAUAAAGAGGAAGUGGGGCAGUUUAGUAAAGGAAAGAGGGAGGGCAAUGGGCAGUGUGGCCCUGUUGAUGACGAAAUUGAGGAUUUUGGAAAAGAUAUUGUCGAGUCUUUGUUGCUUGAAGAUGAAAAUGACGACAAGGAUGCCAAAGAUGAGAAGAAGAAUAGCCGCACUUCUCGCGAGAAGGAAUCGAGAAUCGACACUCGGGGUCAGUGGCUGCUUGGCCAGAGGCUAAGGACGGCUAAAAGUUAUAUGGCAUGUAGAAAUGAUAUCCACAGGCAUGAUGGUCCGUUCAACGCAGUGUACAAUUCUCUUAUCCCUGCAGACGAAGAGCUGGUGAAGCAGAAACAACUAAUGGCGCAGCUAGAGCGUCUAGUUGGCAAAGAAUGGCCUCAUGCGAAGUUGUAUCUUUACGGGUCAUGUGCUAACUCGUUUGGUUUCCCAAAGAGCGACAUCGAUGUUUGCCUUGCAAUCGAAGAUGAUGAUAUCAACAAAGCCGAGAUGUUGUUAAAGCUGGCUGAUAUUUUGGAAUCAGAUAAUUUCCAAAAUGUGCAGGCACUGACUCGAGCUCGGGUUCCAAUAGUAAAACUUAUGGAUCCGGUUACUGGGAUAUCUUGUGAUAUCUGCAUCAACAAUGUGUUGGCUGUUGUGAACACAAAGCUCCUGCGAGAUUAUUCACGGAUAGAUGUGCGUUUAAGGCAGUUGGCUUUCAUUGUGAAACAUUGGGCAAAGUCAAGAAGAGUUAAUGAAACUUAUCAAGGAACACUUUCCAGCUACGCGUACGUUCUUAUGUGCAUUCAUUUCUUACAACUACGUAGGCCGCCUAUUCUUCCUUGCCUACAGGAAAUGGAGCCGACAUACGCAGUUCGGGUAGAUAAUAUCAAGUGCGCCUACUUUGAUAAAGUUGAAAGACUCGGUAACUUUGGAUCAAAUAACAGGGAGACCAUAGCUGAGCUGGUAUGGGGAUUCUUCAAUUACUGGGCAUACGGUCACGACUAUGCGAAUACCGUUGUAUCUGUCCGCACCGGUUCCAUACUUGGGAAGCGAGAGAAGAACUGGACUAGAAGGGUGGGGAACGAUAGGCACUUGAUAUGCAUAGAGGAUCCGUUUGAGACGAGCCAUGAUCUGGGUCGGGUCGUGGAUAAGUUUAGUAUCCGGGUGUUGAGGGAAGAGUUCGAACGAGCUGCAAAGAUUAUGCAUCAGGAUCCUAACCCUUGUGCCAAGCUUUUCGAACCGUACCUUCCUGGUGAUAAUAAUGGCCAGGGCCACAAUUAA
Molecule: messenger RNA, 2295 nt
Organism: Thlaspi arvense
Lineage: Eukaryota; Viridiplantae; Streptophyta; Magnoliopsida; Brassicales; Brassicaceae
Source: the annotation of a GenBank genome assembly